Messenger RNA from Otolemur garnettii (small-eared galago), 5152 nucleotides. RefSeq names its product mab-21 like 3 (gene MAB21L3). The transcript has 8 exons. The coding region runs from base 2367 to 3455 and encodes 362 amino acids. The record is from RefSeq and is a predicted model, not a curated record. NCBI's taxonomy places the organism in Eukaryota, Metazoa, Chordata, Mammalia, Primates, Galagidae.
CAACUUACAGAGGUUCUGCUGUAUUUUAUAACUAAAAACAGGGCAACUUCACUGCAGGGAAGGCUGGAGAUGAUGGCACUCAUUACGUCUCAUUCUGUCUCGUUGAUCCCGUGCUAUGCAAAUGACAGAGCUAUUGGUGUUAGGUAAACUCUUGUUUUCUUCCUUCAGGCUGAUGUUGGGGAACUACACUCCUUUCUCCACGUAUUGGGAUAAUACAUGCAGCCAAGAAAUAAUGUACUUUUAAUUGAAAUGGCCAGGGGAGUCAUGACUUUUACAGAGACCCAUGAGUUUUUCGCCCCCAAGAUCCACGUGACAUGUUCUAAUGACUGGGCAGUUUUUCUGUGUUCCUGACAUCUUUAGUCCAUGAAUUGUGACUUCCUUCAGGUCCAGAGACUUUUUAUCCCAUUGCAUCAUCACUCUUUCUGAAUUGAAGUUGACUUCUCCGAGGAACAUUCCCCUAUUCUUUUUCUACUUCUGUUAAUUUUGUUCCCAAAUGAACCAACGGGGGCUUAAUCACUAUUUAACUUUACUGUUAUCACCUUGUCUUAUGCCUGCAGAUGGGAGAUAGAAUGGGACUAGACGGUGACAUAACAAAAGGGACCACCCUGAUUAUCCAUUCAUUGGUGAACCUGUUCAUUUGUUCUUUCAUUUACUAAGCAACUGCUACGUGUCAGGUACUGUUUCCAACACUGUAAAUCUUUUCCUUCAAGGAGCUUAUGGUGCAACAGAGAGGGGAUAGAUUCAAGGAAACCAGCAAAAUGCACAGUGAUAGAGCUAAAGUAGGCAUUUAGCACCCGGUGGCCUAAAAGCAUCAUAUGGAGUGUCCUGCUCAGCCUGGAGAGUUAGAGAAGUCACCUGGAGCAGGUGGCAGCUAAGACAAAUCUUGGAGAAUACAUAGGAGUUAGUUCAGUGACCAGGGUGGAAGGUAGCAGGGGGUUUCUGAGCAGAGGACAUUGCCUGUGUAAAGGCCCAGAGAAUACACAUGAGGUGGGAGUGUCUUUCAGGAACUGCAACUAUUUUAGCAUUAGGGGAGUGCAGCGUACAGGGAUGGAUCUUGUGGCUAGUGUGAGUGCUACUUACAAACACCAAAGACAAAUGAAAACAACCCAACAAGUUCGACUGUCCUGGGCAGGACAUACAUUCUUGCAUCUACCACAGACCCUCCUCCUUUUCAUUGUUCUACCCUAUGCUAAUUUACUUUAUUACCACCUGGCGCAUGUCGGCAUUUAAGUUUAGGAUCCCCCUACCUCUGGUCCUAGACAAAAUACCAAGUUCAAACAAUCUCAGUCUCCAUGUCUGGUAUGAAAGGAAAGGAGACUAGCUUUGUGAAUGCCAUUGUAAGAUCCUACCAACCAGGAGAGCCCAGGACAAUUACUCACAUUCAUUAUAAGAAGGGUCUAUUUCCUUGUUGAACAAAAUGGAGCAUAGGAGUAUAAAGACAAAUAUUUGCAAAGGUCAUAAUAUAUGCCAAGUACUAUGCUUAGUUCUUUUAUGCCAGGUCAUUCAACAGAGGAAGAUAGUAAUUUAUUCAAGAAAUAACAAAAGGGGCCACCCUCACUCAUUCAUUAAUUCACGUACGCAUUCAUUUGUCCAGUCAUUUACUAAGCAACCGCUGUAUGUCAAAUACUGUUUCCAACACUGCAGAUCUUUUCCUUCAAGGAGCUUAUGGUGCAACAGGGGAUCGUUUAAGAGGUCCUGGGUGCAUGUAUAUAAUUAAAUUCAUAAUUUAUAAAGUGAUCUUGUACAACUUAAAAUAUAUUAUUUAUGCAAGGAGCACUUUAAUGUUUAAUGCAAUCAAAUAAACACCUGAUAACAUUUAUGGAGGCUCAUUUCUGUGCUAGGUUCUGUGGCUCCCUGGCAAUACAGCGUUCGUGUGGUUCCUGCCCUGGAUCAUCCACUCCUGUGGGCUGCAUGAUAGCACAGAUGACUAUCUCUGCCUGGUUUUCUGAGUCGUCAGAUUUGAGUCAUCCAGGGAUUAAAGGAAACCUUGAGUCAGCCAUUUGUAACCCUGGCAAACGUUAACAGGAUGCUCGGCUGGCCUGGCAGGUUGUUUUCCCUGCUCACAUCUGGCAAGCAUCCCUGGAUGUUAAGCCACGACAAGAUUCUAGUUACAACAUUUUGAUCAGCUGCAAAACUGGGCAACCACACGAGGGUCACAACAGAAAGAUUACAGAAGGAGUCUCACAAUUUGGAAAUAAGAACCUGACUGAGUGUAGAGUUGAGCAGCCAGUCUGUGGUCCACGCACACACCUCCAGAGGAAUUUAGCAUCCAGAGACUAACAUUACUGGGAAAGCUGCCCACAGCGCGUGCUCCACUCAGGAAACACCCAGAAGUUGUGGUUCUACUCAGGAUUAACCAAGAAGCCAUGAAAUCCUUUAGUGAGGGGGACUUAGAAGACUGCCUGCUGAGUGAGGUGGACUUGAGGCGCCAGCGGAUUUCCCAGUCUGUGGAGGAGGUACAGAAAGUCGUUCAUCAGUUGACCACAGAAAUCAGCCACCAAGACAUUAGGUUUCAAGCCAUGCCAUACUCAGAUUUGUACAAUAGGAACAUCAAGGUUUUGGCCCCCAGCCAGUUCCUUGUCACAGUCCCUGUAAGAGGCCUGGCGGGGUACAGGGAAGCCCGGGGGCAGCGCUGGCGCUACUACACGCUGCAGGGCGGCAGGCUCCCCUGCCCCCUGCAGGCCCCCGAGGCUCUGCAGCAGUGGCUGGAAGUGGAGCAGUUUGUGAAGAGCCUUUGGCAGUGGCGUGAGUCCGAUGUGAGCAUCGAGGGGGACAUUGUGCCCGCCAAGGUCCUCCAGGUGUUCCGGAAGCUGGUAGAAAAUGCGAUCAGAACCUGUCACCUCUCAGGUAAGGUCAGCAUGCUAGCAAUCCGCUCUGCGGUCUGGGUUGCCGUGGAAACUUGUGUGUGUCAGGUGGAGCUGGAGCUGGUCCCUGUGGUGGAGAUCCCCACCACCUGGUCGGAGAAAGCCCGGUGGCCUCGGUGUCUGAAGCGCUGGCCCUCCCCGGAGAGAGUGGAAUGUAUCAAGUCAUUUGGGUUUAACUUGCUGGCCCGCUCCAAUUAUCACUGGCAGCUGAGUUUCCUCCAGGCUGAGCAGGUGCUGCUGGAGCAGCUGGACGAGGACGGGGGCUGCCGCCGGAAAUGCUUUCAGGUCAUGAGGCAGCUGAAGGAGGACGUCUGGUGCCCAGGGAAGAGGCCCGUCCUCACGUCCCACCACCUGCAGACGGUGCUCUUUUGGACCUGUGAGAAAUAUCCCCACUCGAAGGACUGGCAGGCAUUCCGCAAAGCCUUCCUGCGCCUGGUGAGGAAGCUGCACAAGUGCGUGAGCCAGCACUUCCUGAAACACUACUUCGUCCCGGACAGCAACCUCCUCCAGUACGCCAACUCGGGGGAGCUGGACGCAGUGGCCCAAAAGUUGGCCUUCUUCCUGAAGGACUCGCAGGUCAGCCUGCCCUGAUGGCUUCCCGGCCUGGGUGGCUCUUGGACUUUUCAUUCUGGCUUGACCUCGCAUUCUGGAUGGUUCCUACAUCAGGUGCCAGGAGAGAGGCAACACACGGCAGAGGGAUAAGGGGGAGGAAGCUGUGCCCCGCGGUGUCUGACCCACGCCUCCUCCUGGGACCCAAGCAGGCAUCUCAGCUACCUCUCGUGGGGAUGGCUCUCCUCAAGCUUCCCUAAGCCACAGAUUCCAAACUGAUGACAGUUCUGAAUUUAUUUUCCCUUGUUCAGGCUUUGACUGCCUGACAGGGAGGAUGGAGACAGACCCUCUGGAAGGCUAGACAUUAGCCUACUCGCCAAGCCCCCAAACAUGGGCUCCCUGGGCCUCAGAUCAGGGCUGUGAGCCUGUAGCACUGUGAUGCCGCCUUUUCAAGGGGAAGGCCUUGGAUCAACAGAAAGUGUUACUGGCUGGUUGAGUAACUGGUUUGCCUCCUGGGUCAGGGCCACAGCACUGAGGAGCUGAGUAAGCAUGCCGUGCUCCCUUGCUGCCCUGGGCGGUGGUUCUGUCUGCUUCCCUGGUGUUCUUUAAGCAGGGAGGGAGUAGUUCUGAUGGUGAGAGUCAGUCCAACAUGACAGGGCAGCCCAGCCACAGCCUUCUUUUUGCUUCCUAGUAUUUAUGUAGUAAACUCAGUGCUGUGAUCUGCAUGGAAUGACCUGGGCGUGGCUUGCCUGGCUGUAUAUUCCUUUACUCACUUCACUCAUUCAGUGGUAAACAAAUGUCUGUUCAGCACUUGGAAUACAACAAAGAACAAGAUGGACCUUCCCGGUGGGAUGACACCUAAUGGUGGAGACGGGAAAUGAACAGAUACAUCAACAUUAUACUACCUAGGGGAGCCAGGGCUCUGAAGGAGGCAAACAGUGUUGAAAUACAGUCACAGAAAGACCCACGGGAUGAAAAUGACAGUAGCGGAAAGGGGAGGAAAAGUGACCCAAGGACAGCCCUGGAGGGGCCAGCAGGAGUCAGGUCACCUGGCCUAGUAAGGGCAGGAGAUCAAAGGUGUGACAUUUGGCUCUCUGGAAGCAGCUGGGUAUCAUGAUCUGACUUGCAUUCUAAAUUAAUGUUCUGAUAACUGCCUCAAGAGCACCUGGGGGCUCCCGUGAGCAUCCAGGGCACUACGGUCACCCUUCUGGGGUCUUGCUGAGCCAGACAAAGCUACACUCCCAUGCAGCACAAAUGACCAGUAACUCAGGAGGCCCUGGGAAGCCCAGUGGUUUUUUCUGGCACUUACUUAAUGCUUCUUAGCUCAAGGAACUCCUUUAUCACUUUGGAACAUUUCCCCCCAAAUAUGUAUGGCAAAGUGAAUUUUCUAAAACAUGAACUACUGGUUUUAUUGUGAUGAAAAUCCCCAUUUGGAAAUGAAAAUAAUUACUUUUCAAAACUACUGUAACCAAAUGGUGGGGCCCUACAGCUGUCACAUAGGAAAUCAUGGUUUUAUUAACAAAAAGUUGGAGAAAAAAAUCUUUCUAAACUUACAAUGAACAAACCAGUGUUUUGUUAAAACAUCUAAUUCUCAUAUUCUUGUAUCUCAGGAAACAUUGUUUUUGAGAAGAUGGUAAAUGUAACAGGUUUUUUUUCUUUUCAUGAUGAAAACAUCUUAAGCAAAUUUUAAAAGAGCUAUAUACACACACACAAAUAAAAUAAAAUAAAUGAGCUACACA